GUAGCGUGGUGUUUACGUUGAUUAAACGGUGUUGUGGCGUGUUGGACAAAGAAUUGCGUGCUUUCAAUUGAAAUUACUUUUUCCAAUUUCCUUUGAUACCCUUUCGCUAGAUUACUGUUAACUCUUAGCAGUUUUACUGGUGAUAUCUUUAAAAUAGAUCAAGCUAGUUGAAGGUAUCUAUACCUAAACAUCUGGGGGUUUGGUACAUUUUCUCAAAUAUGGCUUCAGACAGAGGCGACGUUCACGUCGAAUCCACUGAAGAGAUCGACAAAGUUGUCGCUGAACUAGCCGCCAAAGAAAACGCCACAGCUGAAGACAGCCAAACCAAACGUCGCCCGAAAAAAAUAAACAGGCAGAAUUCCAAGGAAAAUGUAAUUGCUGCUGGUUUUGUCCAGGGCCCCAGAUCCUGGAAAAACAGCCGCAGAUCCAGGCACGGCCACGGCAGAGGCCUGCCCAAGAAAGGUGGAGCUGGAGGCAAGGGAGUCUGGGGCCUGCCUGGAUCAGAACUCCUUGAAGCCUAUGAGGAUGUUAACGAUCCUAAUUUUGACAGUGAGAACAUGAAUAAUGGAGAUAUAGAGCUCAAAGCUGUUGUACCUGAAAUAUCUGAUGAGGAAAUCAAAAAGAAGGUUGAACCUUUUGUCCUUGAGUAUUUUGAGAAUGGGGACACACAUGAAGCAAUUCUUUCCAUAGAAGAGCAGAUCCCAGUGAACAGAAGGGAUGCUCUGGUGGAACAACUCAUUGAAAUUGCCAUGGAUCAUAAACCUUCUCACAGGGAAAUGACCUCAGUGCUGAUUUCUGAUCUGUUUCCACACACAGUGACAGAGUCUGAUAUCAGCAAAGCAUUCGAGAGCCUUCUGGCUAACUUGAAUGAUUUGAUUCUGGAUAUUCCAGAUGCUCCUACUGUUUUGGGGAAUUUUAUUGCCAGAGCUAUUGCUGAUGACUGCAUUCCUCCCAAGUUUAUUGUAGCAACGAAGGAGAAAAGUGAUAAUAAAGACUUUCAGGAAGCUCUUAUCAGAGCUGACACUUUGCUGUCCAUGAAACAUGGGCUGGUCCGUUUAGAUAAUGUAUGGGGAGUUGGUGGUGCUUUGAGGCCAGUCAAAGCCCUCACCCGGCAAAUGUCCCUGCUUCUGCAAGAGUUCCUGUCUUCCGGCGAUUUGGAGGAGGCCAGCCGGUGCUUGAGGCUGCUCGAGGUGCCCCAUUUCCACCACGAGCUCGUCUACGAGGCCGUGGUGAUGGCCAUGGAGGCCAACAGUGGACUCAAAGAAGAGUCCCUCUGCAACCUGUUGAAGUCCUUUUCCGACGCCAUUCUCAUUACGCCCGACCAAUUGGAACGAGGCUUCUUGAGGGUGUUCGACGACCUACCAGACAUCUCCAUGGACGUUCCUUUGGCCUACAUAAUACUUGACAGGUUUGUCGAACGUUGCCAUAAUUUAGGCUUCCUCACGGAGAACGUGUUGAAAAAUUUGCCGUCACGUGGUCGCAAACGUUUCGUAUCCGAAGGGGAUCAGCAUUUCUUCAAGUCUCACAAGAUCAAUCAUUGAAUUGAUCCUGUCGCUAAACAUGUAGUUUUCCAUUAAGAAUUUUGGAUUUUCUUUUUGCGUUUGCCUUGGUGCAUAAUAUUUACUAUGAAAUUCGAGUCGAAUGUUAAUUUUUUUUUGUAUAUGUUCUAUGAAUUAAAUACUAUUUCAAGU
Phaedon cochleariae (mustard beetle) is the source of this 1691-nucleotide messenger RNA. Lineage: Eukaryota; Metazoa; Arthropoda; Insecta; Coleoptera; Chrysomelidae. The record is from the annotation of a GenBank genome assembly.